Molecule: messenger RNA, 573 nt
Organism: Fragaria vesca subsp. vesca
Lineage: Eukaryota; Viridiplantae; Streptophyta; Magnoliopsida; Rosales; Rosaceae
Exons: 1
Coding region: 1-573 (190 amino acids)
Biological process (GO): transcription elongation by RNA polymerase II
Cellular component (GO): elongin complex; nucleus
Source: RefSeq, a predicted model, not a curated record
AUGGAAACCACAAAGGCUCCUUCUUUGGUUGAGCUAUGCAUCGAAACCGCGAUAGAUAAUCGCAAGUAUCUUGGGGAUGUUGGAGAUGUGGAUUUCAAGUUUCUUGAGCAGAUCUUGUCACACUGUUCCAAGGAGCAGUUGAUGCAUAUAGAGAAGAGAACAAAGGGUAGGGAUUUGAGUCCCGUGACCGACAAGUUCUGGAAGAGAAUUUUUCGGCAGGAGUUUGGAAGUAAAGCCACUGAUGAGUUGAUCCAAAAUAUUGAGGAGGCCAAAAAGAUGAAGCAAAAGAAAAUCAGUUACACAUGGUUGAAAUUGUACCAGGCCAAAUUGAAGAAAUUGGAAGAGGAGGAGAAUGAGGUGGGUGAACGGGUGAAACGGCUGUAUGAGAAAGACGGUGCUCGGAAGCAAAGUCGCCAGGUUCGGGUUUGUAACAAGGUUGAACCAUCACGCAAGAGGAAAAGUAAUUUUGGUGGACAAAACCAACCGAUGAGCAAAGUGAGGAAACGGUUUCAAAAUUGUCUCGAGGUGAGGAAUGCCAGAGCUAUGAAGACGAAGAAAGCUACUAAUUAUUAA